This is a messenger RNA of Cladophialophora psammophila CBS 110553, 921 nucleotides long. RefSeq lists its product as uncharacterized. The record is from RefSeq and is a predicted model, not a curated record. The transcript has a single exon. NCBI's taxonomy places the organism in Eukaryota, Fungi, Ascomycota, Eurotiomycetes, Chaetothyriales, Herpotrichiellaceae. The coding region runs from base 1 to 921 and encodes 306 amino acids.
AUGGUGUCAUCUACUCCAUAUCUAGACGCCCUCCGCAGAGACGGCUUCGUCAAGAUUCCUCAUCUCCUGCCACCACACGUCUUGUUAGCCUUGCGGGGAUGUUGCAAAUACACCACCGAGCGGGCGAGAAAUGGUAAAUGGCCAUACGUCCGUACGGUGCCAAAGCAAUACCCACCCUGGCAGGAAUGGACGCCAGGCGACAACAUUUGGGGCGUUCAGCACCUCCUUCACCCCGAUAUGAAUGUCCGAGAUACCUUUGCUGAGGUCUAUUUCUCCGACGAAGUGCUUGACGUCGUAAAAGAGCUAGUCGGCCUCAAGGGCGAUCCUGCAGGCGACGACAAGCUUGUGAUGGAACUGUUCAAUCUACUGGUCAGUCCCGCCGACCGGGUUGAUUUUGAGCUUUGCUGGCAUCGAGACGAUAUCCGGCCUGAUGUAACUCCCGAGGAGGAAGGGAGGCAGCUCAAGGAGAAAAGUCCCGAGGGUCAACAGUUACAUGCGCAAUACAACAUUGCGCUCUUCGAAGAUGCUUCUCUUAUUGUGGUGCCCGGCAGUCAUCGGCGAGUAAGGACCGAGACCGAAAGGCAAGCCGCGCCCUACGAGCCGAAUCUACCCGGACAGUUCCUUGUCGAAUUACAGCCUGGGGAUGCGGUCUUUUAUGACAGCAACAUCCUUCACCGCGGCGUGUACAAGGGCAUCGAUACGUCUAGUGAGCUGGGUCGAAUGACGUUGCACGGAUCCGUGGGACUAGCAGGCCACGGAACCGAGCGCGCCCGACAGGUAUUGCAGCACGCCGUUGGAGAGUGGGUCGACAGAGCACCGUUCUCAAUCGAAGGGCCCAAGGGGGAGAGGGCCGAGGCCAUGCGGAAAAGAUUGGUAGACAUGGGUAGCGGAAAGGAUCUCGGAUAUUCUCUUGUAGGAUGA